UGAAAUGUAUUUCACAUAACAACACUUCGUGCUUCUGUUGAAAACACAUUUGAUUUAAGAUAUUUUCGUCGAAUUUCACACAACACUUUCAAGUUUCGUGAAUGCAUUUCAGAAUUUAUGACUUAACCACGUCUUCCUCAAGAUCUAAACCAAUCACUUCUCUGGUUUCCAACUGAAGUGACAUACAACCGCUUUUGCUUAAAGUGGAAUUUGGAUGUGAUCGUUAACGGAAGACAUGCCAGUAACAGCUCAAGUAUGACACAUGUGGCGCGUUCAUCUAGGGAGAUAUUCCCUAAGAUCAGAAGGGGGCGAUAUAUGAUGAAAUUCCUUGUCAUGGUUAUCAUAUUAGUUGUUGCGAUCAAUGCGCCGUUGCCAGCGACUGCCGAUUGGGAAAAAGGCGACGGUGACUUUGGAACGCAGCAUGAGAAGGCAGGACGGGGACAUUUUGCGUUCGUUGAAUAUACCAUGUAUGAGAAUAAAGUCAAUUAUUCUGUAGAUCCCACUUAUCAUAGCCUGUAUAUGAGGCCAAUACACGAGUUGACGCACAUAAUAUUUGGCGACGAGUUGAAUAUACCAAGUGGUUAUACUACGACCGCGAAAAACUCGAGUUCUGUUCAGUUGGGCCCCAAGGUCCACUCCAAUCAAUGGAAAGAUUUGCUUGCCAAAAACAAAUUACUGAUCGUCUGGAUAUUGUUAAUUUUGUCUAUUAUCAUUAUCUUACCGUUUCUCGCAGUCUGCUAUUUUUGCUUUUGCUGCUGCCGUUGCCCCAACGUCUGCCCACCUUGUACACAUAGUUCGUAUGCUGCAAAGCGCACCUGCUGCAGCAUAUUGAUGCUGCUGCUGCUCCUGGGAAUACUAAUGGGAUUACUCAUAGCUUUCCUUAAUGAAAAGCUAAUACAUCGCGGGCUUCGAGAAGGCAUCGAGAACAUGCAUCGGCAAGCCGAAGACACGUGCCUAUUUCUGAAGGAUGCCUGUAAUCAUAUCAACCACUUGUUCGUUUACAACUUUGAAGAAUUGGAGACGAGUCUAACUGCUUCGAUAAAUGAGGCGGAUACCCAUAUAUUUAUGGACCUGUCCGACACCUCUAAUGUCUAUUCACUAGCAACUCUAGAACUUAUUUUUUCCUCCAUGCCGAAAGCAUUACAAUUAUUGAAAAAGGCGGAGAGCUUCAAGAAAUCACUUAUCUUUAAUAUCGCCCAGUACCGAGAUGCUUUGCGUGGUGUUAAGCGUGAUAUUACCUAUCUUCAUACGGUUUGGUGUGACUACCAAGAAUGCAAUAAUUUUAUUAGGGACAAUAAGAUUCCGAUGUGGGGUACUAAGGAAUGUCUGCACGUGGAUAAACUACCGAACAUAACUCGCUAUGUGGAGGCCAUUGAAGAUAUUAUAAAAAAGGAGGUGGUAGUAUCAGUAAGGAGAGGGCUAGAACGCUUUCAGAAAGUCGACAAAAUGAUCCAGGAUGUGAUAGAUCCGCAGAUUCCGCCAUUACUCACAAAGAUUAGCAGAGUGGGAGGUGCUGUCAAAGCACACGGCGAGAAUGUAUGCAAAAUCAUCAAUUCGAUAAUAAAUGAUAUUUAUUUUCAAAAUGCGCGCAUCACACAAUCGUUUGGUGAUUUCAACAAUACGUACGGACCUGAUCGGAAAAUAAUAAGCGUCAUCUUGUUUUUAUUAAUAUUUGCGAUUAUCAUCGUAAUGUUUGUUGCAUUUAUUUGUGGCUGUUGUAUUCGAAGAGAUAACACUGGAUACAAGUGCUUGUUACUGGCUAUCGCACUGAUAUUCUUCUUUUUAUCGCUCCUACUGCUCGCUAUGCUGUUUUACUUUAUAUUGGGAAUGAUAAUGUACUAUGGCGUGUGUUUACCGAGUACUUAUCAGGAGAAACAGAAUCUCUUCAAUGUGAUUGAACUUUAUGAAAGCGAACAAAAGGUUCAGGAGUGGUCAAGGUUAGCAAUAACAUGCAGGGAAAAUCAGAGCAUUUUUGAUGCGUUGCUUGAGUAUGAGUUAGUUGACCUGAAUACUAUUAGGGAUGACAUUGCGCGCAAUAUAUCUAAUGUCGAUGUGGCAACGGCAGUUCAAGCUGAUUUGAGCAAAGUAAAAAUCCUAGAGGAAAAGGAUAUAAUUAAGAUUACUAACGCGCAAAUCGGAAAUCUGUCGGAUUAUCAUAGCAGAUUAGCUACUGAUCAUUUGUGCACACAAAUAUCAACUAUUGAUAAUAUUGUGGAAUUUCGAAAAUACUAUUAUCAGUGGAAUAAAAACUUUUUCCACACACAGAAGCAUGAUAAAAAUAUGAACUACAGACUAUGGGCCACUUAUCCCAGCAUUUGGAGACUUGGGCUAGACUUAGACAACAUUAUACUGAUUGAACCAAAUAUAUUAAAAGACAUGGAGAAGUUUAAAUCCAGAUUGCUUUCAACUGACAAACUUAUAACAAGAAACGAUAAUGACUUUAACAAUACAAUUAAGGCGAUAAUGGAUUCAAUUUCCAAAGCAGAAGAAUUUAUAGUAAAUCGUGGCAGUGAUUAUAUAAAUACGUUAUUUGAGAAUCUAACGGAAGUGGUAAACGUGGAACUCAACAAUUAUGUUAACUAUUUGAUCAAAGAGAGUAAUACGAAUGUUGGACCCUGCCAAUCCCUUGCCUACAUGUAUCGGCACAGUGCUGAAAUGGUUUGCGAGCGUAUCGUCGAUCCCAUUAACGGAUUGUGGUUGGGCUUAUUGCUUUGCGCCUUGCUUCUUCUACCCCUCUUGUUUGUUGCCCAUCGGCUGCUAUGCCUGUACAGGGUACAUGGCCAUGGUAGGGCAGCUGGAGUUAUGUCGCUUAAUAGAGAUGGAGUCAACUGCCCGACCUGUACGGGAAUACCGUAUAAACCGCCAGCAGUUGUCAUCUGUGACGGCGGCCAGAAUGCCUACUGUCCCUGCCCCGACACUAAUAAAUCAGAUGGAAACGCACUCAAGAAAAAGCAAGCGUGAUGCAGAUAUAAGCAUAUUCCUAGAAUAUUGCAACCGAAUCAGGUUCGUCGUGCAUGUGUGUAAUGCAUCCACAAUCACAGGUUCUCGAUGCAUACAGACGGUUAUUCCACAACUGCACUGAACUACACUGAAAGAGAUUGAAAAAGUGCAGUGCGUGACAUUAUACAGAGUCAAACUCUAAUGCAUUCAAAAGAAAUUUAUCGAAAAGUGAACGAAAACCAAUGAAAUUUGGGACAAGAAAAAUCUUCGAAAAUAUUUAACAAAAUGUAUAUUAUAUGUACAACAGAAAUGAGAAGUCAAAUUAAAAUAAAAAUCAUAUUAAUUAAUUUA
Messenger RNA from Drosophila montana, 3291 nucleotides. RefSeq names its product prominin-like protein. The record is from RefSeq and is a predicted model, not a curated record. Gene Ontology annotation, cellular component: membrane. NCBI's taxonomy places the organism in Eukaryota, Metazoa, Arthropoda, Insecta, Diptera, Drosophilidae. The transcript has 11 exons. The coding region runs from base 256 to 2961 and encodes 901 amino acids.